Ilyonectria robusta is the source of this 1143-nucleotide messenger RNA. RefSeq lists its product as uncharacterized. Bases 1 to 1143 code for a protein of 380 amino acids. Gene Ontology annotation, molecular function: oxidoreductase activity. Lineage: Eukaryota; Fungi; Ascomycota; Sordariomycetes; Hypocreales; Nectriaceae. The record is from RefSeq and is a predicted model, not a curated record. The transcript is spliced from 5 exons.
AUGGUAUCUCACGUCACCUUCGAGGAAUUCGCCUUUGCCGGUCGGAAAACCACCGAUGAUUUUGGGUUUGGUUGGAGUGCACCGUUCCCGCUGGCUCUGAAGACAGUAGCCUCACCUCAGACAUCCCUUGGCGAUUUCGUCAGUGCCAUCAAGGAAUUCUCGGCCUCUGGAAAACUCUUUGAGCUCGUCAAACGACAUGGAGGGGCUGUUUUAAUUCGCGGGCUUCCCAUCAAAAGCCCACAGGACUAUAGCGAAAUCGCCCAUGCAUUUGGAUUCAGGGCACAUGAGGAGGUUGGAAGACCUCCAAUGCGAACUGUGUUGGCGAAAAAUAUAAAAACAGCUAAUGAGGGGCCCCCUGAACUGCCAAUUUGGCCUCACAAUGAAUACGGCUGGUCAACAAUCAAUCCAGCUUGGCUGACCUUCUCUGCCCUUAUCCCAGCGCAAACAGGUGGUGAAACUCCCAUCAACUCCGGUAUUCAACUGGCCGCUGAGAUAAAGCGACAGGCGCCGGAGUUUUACGACAAAUUGUUGAAGAAAGGGAUCCGCUAUGUAUACAGGUAUGGCACAGAGAACGUGGUAUCUACGACAGGCACGAGCGUCUUCGGUGCAUAUGGACAGCAUGUACUGCCAACAGAUGAUGAAAAGACAGCAAGACAGAAGAUUGAGGACGAGGUGAGACGACACAGCAAUGUGUUCGAGUGGAAUGAGGACGGAAGCUUGACAGUGACCCACACUACACCAUUGAUCAGAAUUCAUCAAGCUACUGGCCUUGCAACGUGGUUUGGAAACGUCACGAGCGCUUGGGGCCGCAGCACGCAUCAUGGAGCGACAGAGCCUCCUUAUAGGGGAGAUGACAACUCUUACCAUCCUCCUCCCAAAUAUGGCGAUGGCGAGGACAUUGAGAAGAACUACUUAGACCUCGCACUUUCCAUCGCGGAGUCUUCACAGGUUUUGGUGAAAUGGGAGCAGGGUGAUCUGGUUUUACUUGAUAACUAUGCGGUCCUGCAUUCUCGGUCUGCUUGGAAGGGUGAGCGACAGGUUCUCGCGGCACUGUGGGACCAAGGCAGCAGAGUUGAUGACUAUGAUGAGGGAAAGGAGAUUCUGAAGCGUAGCCCAUGUAGGCCGAUUGUGAAUCACGAUUGA